Drosophila suzukii is the source of this 1735-nucleotide messenger RNA. Its product is annotated as protein phosphatase 1 regulatory subunit 36. The record is from RefSeq and is a predicted model, not a curated record. Lineage: Eukaryota; Metazoa; Arthropoda; Insecta; Diptera; Drosophilidae. Gene Ontology annotation, molecular function: phosphatase binding. Gene Ontology annotation, biological process: negative regulation of phosphatase activity.
CCCAAUACUUAACCACCCGAAUACAAUGAAGCGCAUCCAUGUGGAUAACUACGCCCCGAAGUACUACAGUGGCAAGUGGUCAUGGGAUUCGGAGAAGGACUGCCUCCACUUCCAGGCGCACAACGAUCUGGAGAACGCUCGGGAGCGCUUUAUAAUGACCAAUGGGUACAAGUUCCUGCGCACCAUCGACCAGGAGGAAGAGCUCAUCUUUCGGCAGGAGUAUGUGCGACCGAAGAGCAACAACAGUGACACCGUGGUGAUGCGAGACAUUAGAGACUUAGUACUCUACCUUAUGCCUCGAGAGUUUCUGUCGUACAAGUUCGUGGAAUUCAUGCACGAGCCCCCGGUGCACUCCGUCCUCCACGCCCUGGUACUAUACUUCGAGUACUACUUACGCCUGGUGGAGUUCGUGCUUAUUCGUCGGGAUGAACUUUCCGGUCAGAUGGCCCAAGUCCAGAGCGAACAGACCAUUGAGAUGAAACAGACCUUUUCCGUGUACCUCAGCCAGUACCGCAUGUUGGUGGCCAGAAACUACUGUGAGAUCAUCAAGGGCCAGGGACUUAUGGCCAAGUACUACCACAUGAAGGAGAUCUCCAAUAUUUCAGCCACCAUCCGCGACAAGUUCUUUCAUGAGCAGUUUGUGGCCGUGGCCAUCCAAAUAAUAUGGAUAUGCAUGCACCGCAGGGCGUACUUUGUCAUCGAAAUGGAGAUGAAUCGUCUGUUCCGCUCGGAGCACUUCGUUACCGCCCGUCCUGAGUACCUCAAAUUCACGGAAGCGGAGCGCAGUCUUCUCUACGGCCGCAAUAAAAAGAACCUUAACUAUCGCGUUCAGAUCUCUCCGCUUGUCCAGGAGUUGGAGAAGGUUGCUCCCGAGGACAUGCCCAUCCUGUGGAUAGGUAGACGAAAGUACAGAGGCACCGAUUUUCGCAUUGCUCAGCUUGAGCUGGAGUACAUUGUGCCCGGAUCACAGCUCCACUUGAUUGAUGUAUCCCAUGGCAUCCUCGGACAUCCGAAAAAGCUCUAUAAUACUAUUCUAAGUCUAGACUGGCCGGCUGUAAGGUAUUCCAACUUUUCUGAAAAGUUCGAUCCGUACCACAUAAUCAGGCGACCUCACCUGGUAAUUCCCAAGUUAGGGGAACUUAAGAUGCGGAAAAUGAGCGAGAACUAUGAGCACUUCUACAAGUUGAGCAUGGUUUUUGAGCCAUGCACCCAUAAUCAAAUUUGCAAGUGGGUCAAGAGAGACAUCAAUAUUGCGUUCUUUCGCUCAGAAGGUUUGCUCACGAAUGUGGUAUCUCGUUGUGAAAAGGAGUUGACCAGCACUUCUGAAGGUCCGAGGAUCGACAAGAUCAUUGCCCAUUACUUCAAGAUAAUGUCCAGGAUACGAAAGGGAGAUUUCGAUGAUACGCCUCGCAUCAGUGAUGUUAGCACUGACAAAUGGCUGCCAAGAAAAGGAUCUAUAUCUUCGGAGAAAUUGUCUCAUAAGCCGGGUAAAAAGUAGUAAUCGAAGACUACUUCCUCGUGCUUGUGAUGAUAGACUUUGCGCGGACCAAAAAGCUAAAUAGAGGGAAACUCCUCCAUUUUUAAGCGGUAAAAAAGUUACGCGUGCAAUUUAUACAUUUUCACACUGUAGAUACAAGUAUACAAUAGUACAUCAAUUAAAUCAUUUAAAACAUAAAAUAUUUGUAUUUCAUUAAAAACUUGGGUUCCGUAGAAUUUCACGAUUUGCGGGUGUGAU